This is a messenger RNA of Salvia hispanica, 2491 nucleotides long. RefSeq lists its product as uncharacterized. Gene Ontology annotation, molecular function: protein binding. The record is from RefSeq and is a predicted model, not a curated record. Lineage: Eukaryota; Viridiplantae; Streptophyta; Magnoliopsida; Lamiales; Lamiaceae. Gene Ontology annotation, cellular component: membrane.
CUCUGCUCUAAAAAUAUGCCCUGGGCCUGAAAUUUCUGCUUCUGAGGUCAGCCUGGACCUUCUUCUAGGCUUACUAUAUUCCAGCCAGACCCUUACUCGAGCAAACCUCUAUUCAUGAUGUAGCUCCUGCUUCAGGUUCAUUGAAGAAAUGAGUGAUGAAGAAAGCUUACGCGACUAUCUGUUUAAACUGACCAUGAAACAGCAAUGGGAAAAAGUGGCGAAGAAAUAUGAGGAAGAUGAAAAUGCUCAUACUCUUAUGCUUACCAAAUUAGAGGACACAGCUUUCCAUAUAGCUAUCUCCAGUUACAACCCUGAUUGCUGCAACGCACCCCAUGAAAGCUUCACUCGCAAAAUGUACUCUUUGAUGAAUGAUAAAAAAACAUUAUGUAAAGUGCUCGAGAUGCCUAACACGAGAGGAGACACCCCUCUCCAUCUUGCAGCUGCAGUUGGAUGGGAGACCUUGUGCACACUUAUAGCUUCAGCGGAUCCAACUCUCAUUGAGCUCCGCAAUGCUAAUGGUGAGACGCCAUUGUUCAUUGCAGCUCAUCACGGAAACCUUGAUACGUUUGUCUCACUCCAUGGCAUCUACAUCGAAGCCAAGGGUAAGGCUGAUGGGUCUCUCUGCAGGAGGAAAGAUGGGAAUACCGUCUUGCACUCUGCAAUUUCUGGGGAAUACUUCAAAUUAGCCUACUUUAUAUUGGAGCACUACAAGAAUCUUCUCAAUUAUUUUAAUGUUGAUGGAGAAACCCCUCUCCAUGUUUUAGCAAGGAAGCCUAACUUGUUCAAAAGCAGUUCACAGCUUGGAUCCUACGAAUCAAUUAUCUACCACUUUGUAUUUGUUGAUGUUCUGACGAAACAACCCAAUCACAAAUCCACACUGAUUAAUGGCUCAAGUAACGACAAAUUCCCAGAGAACUACAAGACAUGUGUGAGCAUCUUCGGUCUAGUAUGGAAUCCAAUUUACGAGAGUAUUAAAGCUGGCCGUUCUAGAUCCGAGAAGAAAAAGAGUAUUCCAAAUGAUGUAGAAGAUCAACCGUAUGAGGAGCAUGGUGUUCCAAUAUAUGAGAGUUUCAUAGCUGGUUGUUCAAGAUCCAAGAAAAAAGAUGCUGCGUCUACUGAUAAAAAUAAAGGUGCAGAGGCAAAGAGCAAAGAUUAUGGUUCCUAUCCUCCCAAUUACAAAACUUGCAUUUUGAUUUUCAAAUUUGCCACAAAGGUCAUCCUAACAGUUCUUGGAGUUGGAUUCUUGAAGAUACAAAAGAUUCACGAGAAGAAAGUACGACACUGUCAUGCGAUGCAGAUCAUGGAUAAAAUGAUCGAGUUUGAACCAAGUUACAAAUACGAUAGCAAUGGGCAGCGCCCCGCCCAUCCCUCAGAAGCAUCGAGUAGUAUUCCGGAUACGCCUCCCAUUGCUGAAGAAUCUGAGACCACAGAAUCUAACAUCGAAGUGAAGGACAGUACUCCACUACUGGUAGCUGCUAAAAUGGGAAUCCCAGAAAUGGUGAAGAAGAUACUUGAUGCGGUUCCCGUAGCCAUCCAAGAUCAAGACUCGGAAGGGAAGAAUGUGCUGAUGUUGGCAGCAGAGCACAGGCAGACAUAUGUGUUUGAUUUUCUGGUGCAGAGAAAGCUCCCCGAAUACGUGUUUCACCAUUUUGACAAUAAAGGGAACAGCAUCCUCCACCUUGCUGCAAAGCUGGGAGAGAAGCAGCCGUGGCGCAUUCCUGGUGCUGCUCUGCAGAUGCAAUGGGAGAUCAAAUGGUACAAGCAUGUGAAGAGAUGUGUUCCAGCGGUGUGUUACAGUCACCACAACGCAAAGGGAGAGACUCCAAGGAAGAUCUUCUCACAAACACAUGAGAAAUUAGUGGAGUCAGGAAACGGGUGGCUGGUCAAAACCUCGGAAUCAUGCUCCGUGGUGGCUGCGCUCAUCGCCACGGUUGCGUUCGCCACCUCCGCCACGGUCCCGGGGGGCCUAGACCAAAGCCACGGGUACCCCAUCCUGAGAGACCGCAGAGCCUUCGACAUCUUCUCAAUCGCUUCGCUGAUCGCGCUCUGCCUAUCCAUCACGGCGCUCGUGUUCUUCCUUGCAAUCAUCACCUCGCGAUUCGAAGAGCGCGAUUUCAAGCGAGACCUGCCUCGGAAGCUGCUGAUGGGGCUGAGUUGUCUGUUCUUGGGCAUAGUGGCGAUGCUGCUGUCGUUCUGCGCGGGGCAUACUUUUAUACUGAGGGAGAAGCUGAGGAUUGCGUCGCUGCCGAUAUACGCGGUGGCUAUGAUACCAGUCAUGCUAUUUGCAAUGGGGCAGUUGCCUUUGUACUUUGAUCUUCUUUGGGCUGCCUAUGUUAAAGUCCCUCUACGCAGCUACAAGAUCUUUUUACACUAGAUAUAUAUCCUCAUUAAUUAUUGUAAUUGCUCUCAAUAGUAUCAUUUUUUGUAUAGAUUUGUAAUGAAUCAAUAAACUAGAAUUGGUCUUUCUACAGUAGAUCUCCUCAUUACUGUA